AGAAGGAGGAGGCGGAAGAAAUGUUUAUAUACAGUCUAUGGAAGAAAUGUAUGAAAAAGUUGCUGACAAUUAAAAGGGAGGCAUAAACCAUCAUUAUUCAGGGGCGGGAGUGUUUUCUAGACCGAUGUGGAAAAGCGGAACCGCUGUCUCUAUUUUGAUAACUAUUUCUGCCUAUUACGCGUCGUUUUACUACAAGCCGAGAGAAACCAGGAAAACAGGUCGGUUUUAGACCAAUUUCUUGCCUUUCUUUAUGCUGUUUACAAGGUUCAUUGUUAGAAGAAUGUCCUCCAGUCUUCCCCGUCAUGUGAUCUGGGAGUCAGAGGGGCUGGUGGCCUACCUUCAUCCCAGGCCCUGGACCCCUGGCUCAGUUAUCCUGGAGCGUAGCACUCCUGGCAGCCUGGGAGGCAGCAUCUUCCACCUGGAGAAGCAGGAGUAUUUAUCUUGGCUGUUCGGGACAAGAGCCGUUGCAGAGCUGCUGUGUGACAGGCUGGCAGUUCAGAGGUGUGCACUGAUCAGCAGACCCCACCGAGAUAGACCUACCCAGAUCCGUGUCCUCCCUCUACAUGGACUGGAAGCAGAGUGGCGCCCUCACCUGGCAGAAGAAGAGAAGCACAAUGCCCACGACCCAGGGUACUGCACUUCCAAGAGCGCUCCCCGAUGGAGUGACUCCAGCCUGACUGAAAUCCAGGUAAAGAUUCGAGCCAAGCUCCCGUUACCUGACGCCCCGCCUAAUCUGACUUUCCUCGGAGACGAUCCAGCUCACCCUGGACUGUUUUCGCGCAUUGUUCGUGGGGAGGAGCAGCAUUGGCGGGUGUGGGAGGAUGAAGGUCAGGUGGCCUUUCUCACUCCUUUCCCCAACUCCCCUGGCUUUACUGUGCUGGUCCCACGCCGACCUUUGACCUCUGAUAUAUUCAGGCUAGAAAAGGGAGACUAUGAGAAACUGGUGCUGGCAGCCUGGAAGGUGUCCAGGCUUCUUGAGGAGGGGUUGGGUGCUUGGGGGGUGGGGCUUGUUUUUGAGGGUUUUGAGAUUGACUACGCUCACGCCAAAUUGAUACCACUGUUUCUACCUUCAUCGUUGGGGACGGAAGAUGACACCAAUGAACUGCCACCUCCCAAGUUUUACCCCACUUAUCCUGGAUAUGUGACCUCAGAAGAUGGACCUGAAGCCAGCCCGGGAAGUCUAAAGGAACUACACAUCAAAAUUACUCAGAUUUAAUGCUGUUAGUUAUAGAUUGAUUUCCUACUCAUGUACUAAACCCUUAAUAGUUACUUUUAGCUGUAAAGGAAUUCCUUCCUGCCUUAGUGAUUAACACGGAUUGUUUAACAUCACAAAAAAUGCUUAAUUUGCUACUGCAGAUAUCUAACAAUCCAAAAUUGACAAAUUCUGAAAGAUAAUCAUUUAAUUCAGAAGUCUAACAUCUUUAAAAAAAUAUGAUCAUGGCAAGGCUGCAUAAACUGCGAAUUAAAUAUUAAUGUGCCUCUGUCAAUUUCAGAAGUUGCAUUAAACUCUAAUAAACUGACUAAAAGGGAAUUUUUUAUUUUUUAUUUUUUUUUGUGGAGAUUCUAAGUGAAUUACAGCAGAUGUUUUGUAAGAAGACUCUCCUUUCUGUCUGCUUCAAGUUAUACAUUUCUACAUUCAUUUGGAAGUUUAAUAUACCAAAUAAGACACAUUAGUUAAAUGUAAAGUUGUUUUUAUACAUUCGAUGAAAGUAUUUGUGUAAAACUCAAAAUGGGAAAUGCAAAGACAAACCAUUCUGCAGUUUAAAAUUCUUUCACACAUUUACUUAAGAUGACAAACAAAAGUUAGUAUUAUUUAAAAUUCCUACAUAUCCAUUCUGAAGAAAAACAAUGUCAACCACAUAUAUUAGUUACAGUGAGUUAUAUUACCCUACAUUUUUUGAAAAUUCAGUCACCUGGUUUAAAAAAAAAACUCUUUCAGGGGACUUGUUAAUUCAUGUAAUACAGUCAUUAAACUGCCAA
Micropterus salmoides (largemouth bass) is the source of this 1980-nucleotide messenger RNA. RefSeq lists its product as uncharacterized. Lineage: Eukaryota; Metazoa; Chordata; Actinopteri; Centrarchiformes; Centrarchidae. The record is from RefSeq and is a predicted model, not a curated record. The transcript has 3 exons. The coding region runs from base 251 to 1216 and encodes 321 amino acids. Gene Ontology annotation, molecular function: catalytic activity.